This is a messenger RNA of Rhizophagus irregularis DAOM 181602=DAOM 197198, 718 nucleotides long. NCBI's taxonomy places the organism in Eukaryota, Fungi, Glomeromycota, Glomeromycetes, Glomerales, Glomeraceae. The record is from RefSeq and is a predicted model, not a curated record.
GCAGCAAUUAUCACGCCAGCAGCAUCAGUUUCCGAAUGCUAAUGGAAAAGCUUUUCCACAACAAAACCCCACAACUGCUCAACAACAAGCAACAUAUGGACAAUUUGGAUAUUACAAUGAUUAUGGAUUCGGGUAUGAUCAAGGUCAAUACUGGUACGAUGAUGCAGGAUAUCCUCAAAUGAAUAUGAAUAUGAUGAAUGCACCUGGUGGCUACUAUGAUCCAUCAUAUUUUGAGUCUGGGUUUUAUCCAGCUGAACCUUUUCCAGCUCAACCACAAUUCAUGCCACCUUUUAGACCUCCGGUUUAUGACGAUUUUUGGGAUAAUAGACCAAUGAUACCACCACAAGGUAAUUUUACUCCUUUUGGGAACAAUAUGGGAGGUAGUAUGGGUGGUGCUAUGCAGCCCUUCAGAGGUGGAGGAUUUCGUGGGGGAUUUCUACAACGCGGAGGUAGUUUUCAAAAUCGUGGUCGUGGUGGAGGUCGUGGAAGAGGACCAGGUUUUUUCCAUGAACAACGACCAUUUAACAGUGGACGUGGAAAUAAUAAUGAUUUUAGAAGAGAAUCAAGUAUGGGCCCUUCAACUAGCAGACGAGAAACAUCCGAAAGAGAAUAUCGCGAAGACGUGAUAGGGACGUAAUUCCAGAUGAAGAUUUAGAAAUUAGACGACGAGAAAAGGCUAGAAGUAAUAGUAGAAGUAGAAGCAAAGAAAGACGAAGUA